Molecule: messenger RNA, 528 nt
Organism: Haliotis rubra (blacklip abalone)
Lineage: Eukaryota; Metazoa; Mollusca; Gastropoda; Lepetellida; Haliotidae
Exons: 1
Coding region: 1-528 (175 amino acids)
Source: RefSeq, a predicted model, not a curated record
AUGACGGAGCUUGAAGAUAAGGCCCUGCUGACAUCCACCAUCGCUCAAAUAUGCUCGUACAGGAAAGUAGACGACUCCUGUGUAGUCCUCAACCACGAUGACGACCCUGAACACCUCCUCGACCACCUCAAUUCUCAACAUCCCCGUAUGCAGUUCACAAUGGAAGAAGAAGCUGAUAACAAACUCCCUUUCCUCGACGUCCUGGUACAGAAACAAGAAAACAAGCUCUCCACCACUGUCAACAGGAAACCCACUCAUACCGACCAAUAUCUCCACUUCACCUCCAAUCACCCUCUGCAGAUUAAGAAAGGCAUCAUUUCCACCCUUACCCGAAGAGCCAAGAACAUCUGCUCGACAACAGAAACCCUAGAAAUCGAACUAAACCACCUCCGCCAUGUCUUCAUCCGUUAUAACCAGUACCCCCUGAAGUUAUUUAACAACGUCAUCAGAUCCACCCUCAACCCAAGAGAUAAAUCACUCCGUCGGCAAUCAGCACCCCGUAUGUCCCAGCAGUCAGCCACCAGAUAA